AUGAAUUUGUCUAGUGUAGACCAUGGCGCAUUAGGCAGGACGUAUCGGAUAACGCCGAUUCAACAGCCUGAACGGUCUGCCGCUUUCCAGGGGGCCUAUCUCUCUCGUUUACCACUUUCGCCGCCUUUGAUUAUCCAGCUUGACGUGUGGAAUGAGGCGGGCGAAUUGAUUAUACCGUACGAGGAACUCCCGUUCUUAGUGUGCAGUAUCUCGCUCGAGACGCCAUCCGGGUCGUCCGCCUCGCACAUCCAGGACCCGAAUUCAGGAGAAGUCGUUUCCUUAUUAUACGGGACACUGGUGACGACUCCUACCGAGAUGCUUGAUCAGUCUGGGGCGAUGGGUGUCUAUUUCGCCUUCCCAGAUGUUUCUGUGCGGGUCGAGGGAAACUUUCGUCUAAGUGUCAAUCUGCUGCGUAUUACAGGGCCAGCGCUGAUCGAAGGAAUGAAUAGUGGCAACGCUUUGCAUACUUGCUGCACCAAUUCAUUUGACAUAGUCCCCAGUCGAGACUACGUUGCACCACCCGUGACGGAUCUCACGAGACAUUUCGACGCACAAGGCUUGAUCCGCUUUGGCCUUCCUCGUGCCGAGUGGUAG
Kockovaella imperatae is the source of this 594-nucleotide messenger RNA. RefSeq names its product velvet factor. The transcript has 5 exons. The coding region runs from base 1 to 594 and encodes 197 amino acids. The record is from RefSeq and is a predicted model, not a curated record. NCBI's taxonomy places the organism in Eukaryota, Fungi, Basidiomycota, Tremellomycetes, Tremellales, Cuniculitremaceae.